GCAUCGAAGUCUCGCUCACUGUUCCACUGCAAAACAAGAUCUUGGUGCACGCUUAGUGCAAAAAAUGGCAGGUCACGGUUCAUCGCACCAGCUGUUAAGUUCUCCCGUAGGCACAAACUCAAGGGUAUCAGUGAUUAUUGAGGACGGCAUCGUGAAAUCAUGUGCCAAAGGCGCAGUCAUCCCUGAUGUCAUUUUUAAAUCCUUCUUCACUGACAUUUGGCAAGAUCAUGAAGACCUGACUGCACUGGUGGACGCCCAGUUGGACACAUCGUGCACAUUCGGAGAACUGCUCGACGCCAGCCGACGAGUGGCUGCCGGUCUGCGUAGGCUCGGGCUGCGCGCAGGCGACGUGGUCGCAUUCCAUGGCCCAAACAGUCUCGAGCUGGUAUUCGCCAUGUGCGGGACGUUUUUCGCCGGUGGCAUUGGAUUGCUCAGCAAGGGCAGCCUUACCAGUGGAGAGAUUCAUUUCCAACUGGUGGAUGCAAAACCAAAAUUUAUUUUCUGCCAAUCAGAAGAAGUUAGCGAAAUGAGGCAAGCUUGCGAGGGUGUUGCGUCUGUAGAGGAGAUCAUUGCUCUCAAUGGCUCCUGCGAAGAGGCACGCAAUUUCUGGGAAUUGAAAGAAACCGAUCUCGUAGAGAACGAUGCGUGUUUGAACCAGACUCCAGACAUGACACUGCUCAUUGCAUACUCGAGUGGCACCACGGGAUUGCCAAAAGGCGUGCAGCUGACCCACCGGAACAUCAUAGCCCAAGUGAUAUCGUAUGGGUAUCUAGACCCCAUAUUCGAGAGGGGAGAUUCCUUCUGGUGCCCAUCUACAAUGAUGCACAUCGGUGGCUUCUGGACUGUCUUUUGCUAUCUCGGACUUGGCUGCAAAGUGGUUUUUCGUGACUUAUUUGACAUUGGCUCAACGUUGGCCGCCAUAAAGAGACACAAGCCGACAACCGUUGCGAUGUACCCCUCAGCCAUACGUCAAUUUGAUCAGUGGUCACAAUCUGGGGACUUCGAAAGGAGUAGCGUGAAAAAACUUCUAGUUGGUGGUGGUACAGUGAGCCCAUCCGUACUCAAGAGCAUCCGCAGGAAGUUGGGCUUGAAGGAAUUAUCACAAGGUUAUGGUAUGACAGAGCUGACCUGCUGCAUCGCAUUUUCAACCCGUCUUGAUGACUUGAAGAGUGUUGGCAAGCCUGCUGCGUUCUGUGAAAUCAAAGUAGUGGACUUUGACACAAGGGAAACCCUAGGACCAAACCAGCAAGGGGAAGUAUGUGUCAAAAGUCCUGCUGCCUUUAAGGCCUAUUUGAAUCAACCGAAAGCGACAGCUGAUGCCUAUGAAGACGGCUUCGUCCGCACAGGAGACAGGGGCUACUACACGGCCGACGGUUGCUUGUUCUUGAGCGGUCGGUUCAAGGAACUCAUAAAGUGCAUGGACCAGCAGGUAUCUCCAGCCGAGUUGGAAGAGCUACUGGCUGCCGACCCAGCGGUCAAGCAUGUGAUUGUGGUUGGGAUUCCCCACCCACAGUAUGGAGAGGCUGUCCGCGCAUUCGUUGUGCACCGGUGCCGCCCUGUGGAUCCGCUGGAAGAACAGCAGGAAGCAGAAAGGUUGAAGCAACUCAUCGCCGGUCGACUGGCCCAUCACAAGCACCUGCAUGGUGGCCUUGAGUUCCUGGACAGCAUCCCACAGACUAAUAACGGAAAAUAUUUACGGAACUCUGUUAAGAUGGCCUACAUUGAGCGUUGUCAAAGCGGCCAAAACAGCGGAAUUUGACUGACAGAGCAGGAGAAUUGAUUUCACUUAUCUGUUAAAUACAGAGCAUAUAUACGUCUGCCAGCUUGGAAUCGUGGUUUCAUUCACAUUGUCUUGACAGCGAAUAAUAGCAUUCUGUGCAACAA
Molecule: messenger RNA, 1884 nt
Organism: Dermacentor albipictus
Lineage: Eukaryota; Metazoa; Arthropoda; Arachnida; Ixodida; Ixodidae
Molecular function (GO): CoA-ligase activity
Source: RefSeq, a predicted model, not a curated record